Topomyia yanbarensis is the source of this 4593-nucleotide messenger RNA. RefSeq lists its product as uncharacterized. The transcript is spliced from 3 exons. The record is from RefSeq and is a predicted model, not a curated record. Bases 1 to 4593 code for a protein of 1530 amino acids. NCBI's taxonomy places the organism in Eukaryota, Metazoa, Arthropoda, Insecta, Diptera, Culicidae.
AUGUUGCGUACACCCCCAUUGAAAUUUAAUACCCGUGAACCUCCAACUGAUCCUCCUUCUGGUAAUGAAGAUAAACGAGUAAACAGAAGUGUCGGUUCUGUCAACGUCGAUCACCGAUCACAAAAAUCAGUGUCUUCUAAAGGCAGUACUUGUAGCCAAAUCAAAGCUUUAGAAUUAAGUAACCAGCUAGAAGAAGAAGAACUUAGAGCAUCAUUAGAACAAGAUAGGAUAGAAGCAGAGUUGCAACUAAAAGCGUUGCAAAUCGAGAAAGACUUAAAGCUGAAGCGAGAACAGAAGAAAGCGGAGUUUUUAAAAAAGAAACGCGAACGUGAAAUGCUCAUUUUAGAACUAAAAUCGAACUCUGAUGGGUCGAGUAUUUGUAGUUCAUCGAGUCGAGUGCAUGAUUGGGUAAAAAGUGUAGCGAGUGAACAAUCGGACGCAACCAUCCAACACCACGACUUUAUAAACACAGCACAGGAAUCGAAAUCACAGCCUCCUACAACAGCGAAUAUCUUCAAUUCGAAUCCACAACGUGAAACUUUGCCUAAUAUGCCGAAUUGGAACCGGCAACAUGGAUUGAAUUUAAACCCAGCGAGCGAUCCUGCACCUACUUCUGGUGUUACUCCAGAGAUAACCGAGGUAUUGUCUCACGCCUUCAAAGCUCUACAAAAUCGACAUGUGAGAGAACUGCCCACAUUUUCUGGGAACAUUAUGGAGUGGCCGAUAUUUGAGAAUGAGUUCAAUACGUCGACUACCGAAUUCAAAUUAAGCGAUCGUGAUAACUUGAGGAGACUGAACAGCGCACUGCAAGGAAAGGCAAGAAGAACUGUAGAAGCGCUAUUAUCGUCUACAGACAACGUAGAACUGAUUAUGAGGAUGCUAAAAUCAAAUUUUGGUCGAACAGAAUGGGUUGUAGCCAAUCGCCUCGACGUUUUGCGGAACCUGGACAAUGUGAAGGAAGGAAACAUCGAAUCUUUUAGAUUUUUCUACAAUGCCGUAGUUGGUACAGCUGUAGCUCUAAAAAAUGUAGGAGCAGAAAUGUAUUUACUGAAUCCUGAACUUAUCGCGCAUUUAGCUGAAAAGCUUCCUAGUUUCAGUAAACAAAUGUGGAUUCGUCAUAAGGCGGAUUUGAUGAGACAUGGUGGAAACAUUGACUUCCAAGCAUUUUCCCGGUGGUUGGAGGAUGAGAUGGAGAACCAGCUGGCAAGUAUGAAUCCAAUCGUUUCAUAUCGGAAACAAUCGCCAAAUCUGAAACCGAAACAACCUGUUCUUAAUAUAAACAACGACGAAGAAGAGAUUAAAUGUCCACUCUGUAGUGCAAAUGAUCACCAAAGUUUGACAAAAUGUGAGAAGUUCCGGAAAUUAUCCGUGGAGCAGCGUAGGUCUGUAGCGAGAAGCUGUAAGGUAUGCUACGUUUGUCUCAAACCGGAUCACAACCGCCAGAAAUGUCAAUCAAAUAAAACUUGUUCGGUUUGUGACAAGAACCACCACGAACUGGUGCAUUCAGAUGAUGUCCCAAAGCAGCUGCCUAGGCAGACCAACUUCAAGUCGCAAUCUGCUGAAAACUUAUGCCAUAUAAAUGCGAGAAGUUCAAACACAUUGCUUCGCAUAGGCAAGGUUAAAAUCAAAAGCGAGAACAAAGUCCACGUGGUGUUCGCCUUGUUUGAUGAAGGAUCAUCUGUUUCCAUGGUGGAUGCUUCCCUCGCUGCCACGAUGGGUAUAUCUGGACCUGUACAACCUGUUACUUAUCGUUGGACAAAUGGAAUAACACACAAAGAUGAAGACUCGAUGAGGCUGUCGCUCCAAAUAUCCGGCCCGAACCCGCAAUCGAAAUGGUAUCAACUUAACAACGUACGUACAAUUAAAGACAUUAAUCUUCCGUGCGUGAAUUUCGACCUCGAGAAAAUUAAACAACUGUACCCACUGUUGGACGACGACAAACUGGAAGCUGUACAAGGUGCAGUACCUAGGAUACUGAUUGGUUCCAAUAACGCUGGCCUUAUUGUACCUCUGAAGACUAUUCAAUACUCGGUUAAUGGACUACAGCUAACACGUUGCCACCUUGGUUGGACCAUCCACGGUGAAAUCCAACCGGAUAUCGAAGUAACAGAUCGUUUUCAUAUCCUGAUGUGUUCCGAGGCAAAUGAUGUAGAACUUACAACGUUGGUCAAGCAGAUGUUCAAAGUUGAAGAUUUUGGAAUAACUCAGCACGAUCCAAAGAUGUCAGAGGAGGAUGAACGAGCUUUGGACAUAAUGAACAGAACGCUGAAGCGGUGUGGCGAUCGUUUCGAAGUAGGGCAACUGUACAAAUACAAUCAUUUUUCAUUCCCUGACAGCAAACCACAAGCACUCCGUCGAUUGCAAACUAUGGAGAAGAAAAUGGACGCAGAUCCUGAUUUUGCUGAGAAGUACUGCCAGAAGAUUCAAGAAUAUCUUGACAAAGGAUAUGCUCGAAAAUUAGCGCCAGAAGAGUUAGAGGAAACACCAAAUACAUGGUAUUUACCGCACUUCAGCGUUGUCAGCGCUAACAAGUUUAGAUUGGUAAUGGAUGCCAAGGCUAAAUCCCACGGAUUUUCUUUGAAUGAUUUGUUGUUGAAAGGUCCUGACUUCGUUCCUUCACUAAUUGCUGUAUUGAUGAGAGGACGAAGAAAGAAGAUUGCCUUCAUGGCUGAUAUUAGGGAAAUGUUCCACCAAGUAUUGAUACGCUUGGUGGAUCAGAAUUCCCAACGAUUUUUCUGGCGUGCCAUGGAUAGAAGCGUUGCUCCAGAGGUAUAUGUGAUGAUGGUGAUGAUUUUUGGAGCGGCCUCUUCCCCUGCAAUCGCGCAAUUUAUAAAAAAUUUCAAUGCGAAGGAGCUAGAGGAACAACUGCCUGGCGUGCAACGUGCAAUAGUUGAGCAGCAUUACGUUGAUGACUAUUUUGAUUGCGCCGAUUCGGAAGAAGAAGCAGUUGAGCUUAUCCAUCGUGUGACAGCUGCACAUGACCAAGGAGGCUUUAAAUUGGUAAAGUUCCAGUCCAACUCUGAAGCAGUAGUGCAAUCUGUCAACCCUUCUUUGCGCGAGAACGUGAAUGAGAACCAGAAUGAGGCGCGGAUACUCGGGUUAAAAUGGAAUUUGCAAACCGAUGAGUUCGUUUUUACGUUGGAUUUUCCUGAGCUGAAGGAAUCGCUCAGAUCUGGAGAGAUGAUUCCUACUAAACGUGAACUGUUGAAAUUCAUGAUGAGUAUUUUCGAUCCUUUAAAUGUGCUGAGUCCUAUCACCAUCCAUCUGAAAAUUAUAUUCCAAGAGCUGUGGCGUAUGCAAGUGGGCUGGGACGACCAACUACCUGACGGGUUGGUACCAAAGUGGAACGAGUGGCUAGCAGAAACUGUUAAGUUACAGGAGGUACGUGUUCCAAGAUACUAUUUUCCUGGCCUGCCAUCUUUCAGUAGCGUCGAACUUCAUGCAUUUUGUGAUGCCAGCGACAAAGCCUUUGCCAGUGUUGUAUACUUGGUACAUCGAUGCGGUGGGAAAACGUAUAUUGCUUUUGUAUUGGCUAAAUCUAGAGUAGCCCCUCUGAAAUCGCAAACUGUCCCACGUCUUGAAUUGCAAGGCUGUGUGCUGGCUAGUCAGCUGACGAGAUCGAUACAAGAAGAACUUAAAGUUGAAAUAAUAUCCACACAUUUUUGGACCGAUUCUAAAAUCUGCCUUGGUUGGUUAAGCACAACGGAAAAACUCACUGCUUACGUUGGAUCACGCGUCACAAAAAUUAAGGAGAACGGCCAUAAUACGAGUAUGUGGCAUUGGAUCCCUUCAAACCUGAAUGUUGCAGAUUUGGGUACUAAAUCAUCGAAAUUUCCCACAAUUCAAUUAUGGUUGAGCAGUCCUGAUUUUCUUCAUCAACCACGAUGUUUGUGGCCCGUCACUGAUGACGUCGUAAUGACUGCAGAUGAAUCUAUAAAUUUUCACGCAGAAACGGAAAGCUGUCCUGAAGAAGACUUAAUGUGUUUUCAAACAUCGAAAGUAGAAACACUUGAUCUACCGGACAUCAAGAGAUUCUCCGACUACAAUCGGCUGAUACGUACUACGGCGUACUACCUGAAAAUGAGAAAGAUUUUAUCAAUGUCGAAAAAUGAUAAACCUAAGCAGUUCAAGAUCGAUGUACAUGAUAUGACGAAAGCCAAGGAUGCUUGGUAUAGGAAGGUACAACAGGACGAAUUCAACGAAGAAAUUAAAGAUUUAAAAUUCAAGGGGCUUGUGAAAAAAACAAGCAGACUGUACACCUAUUCUCCUUUUCUGCACAACGGAAUCAUUCGAAUGCGAGGAAGGAUUCAGAAUGAUGGAUGCGCUUUUGAGGUCAACAAUCCUGUAAUUUUGCCAGACAAACACGACUUCACAACGUUACUCAUUCGGUUGUACAACAUUUCAAAUUGUCAUCAAGGACUAGAAACGGUAAUAAACAAUCUACGGCAGCGUUAUCGAAUUCUUAAGCUGAGUUCACAGGUGAAGAAAACGGCAAGUGAAGUAGUGAAUCCUCCGAAUUCCAAAGAACAUUGGUCCUUCUCCCCACCGGCAGGUGAGUCCCGGUGUCCGUUGCAGCUCGUUCAAAUUGACUGA